Messenger RNA from Penicillium longicatenatum, 3264 nucleotides. RefSeq names its product glycoside hydrolase family 47 protein. The transcript has 4 exons. Gene Ontology annotation, biological process: endoplasmic reticulum mannose trimming; mannose trimming involved in glycoprotein ERAD pathway; carbohydrate metabolic process. The record is from RefSeq and is a predicted model, not a curated record. Lineage: Eukaryota; Fungi; Ascomycota; Eurotiomycetes; Eurotiales; Aspergillaceae. Gene Ontology annotation, molecular function: calcium ion binding; mannosyl-oligosaccharide 1,2-alpha-mannosidase activity. Gene Ontology annotation, cellular component: endoplasmic reticulum; membrane. The coding region runs from base 1 to 3264 and encodes 1087 amino acids.
AUGCGCACGCGAUGUUGCAGCUUGCCAAUGUUCAACCCCCGUCGCGCCUGGAUAAUGCUGGCAUGGGCCAUCUUGUUUUCGCUAUGGCUCACUCUAGCGGAGGGGAUGAGGGAUUACCAAAUUAAAGAGCUUAGACAAGAAACGGAGCACAUGUUUUACCAUGGAUUUGAAAACUAUCUCGAUCAUGCCUUUCCCGAAGACGAACUGCGCCCACUCACCUGCGGACCUUUGACCCGCGACGAAAAAUAUAACGAUAAUAACGAUGUACUGGGCAACUAUUCCUUAACCUUGAUUGACAGCUUAUCGACACUCGCUAUUCUAUCGUCGAGUCCAGAGAGCGGGGAACGGUCCCUAGGGUAUUUCCAAGAUGGUGUGAAAGACUUUGUUAGCUUAUAUGGAGAUGGCUCACAGGGCCCUGCUGGUCGGGGAGAACGCACCAAGGGGUUUGAUAUCGAUAGCAAGGUGCAGGUGUUUGAGACAGUCAUUCGAGGACUAGGCGGGUUGCUCAGUUCCCACCUUUUCGCUAUAGGUGAACUUCCUAUUGCCGGAUAUGAACCACCAGAGCAAGAUGCCGCCUUUGCGGCUGCGUGGAACAAAAGCUCUUUCUCGGAAGAUGACCAUGGAAUCGAAUGGAGAAAUGGUUUUGUCUAUGAUGGCCAACUUCUUCGGUUAGCUGUCGACCUGGCAAAUCGUCUCCUUCCAGCAUUCUAUACGGAGACUGGUCUGCCUUAUCCGCGAGUCAACCUGCGACACGGAAUACCGUUCUACGAGAACUCACCUCUGAAUCUCAAACCUGGAGGUAAUAAGCGGAAGAAGUACUCGUACCUGUCAAAUGCCGAGGUCACCGAGACCUGCAGCGCAGGCGCAGGCAGCUUGGUCCUCGAAUUUACCGUCUUGAGCAGGCUCAUUGGGGAUGGUCGGUUCGAAGAAUUAGCUAAAAGGGCGUUUUGGGCCGUUUGGGCCCGCCGAAGUGACAUUGGAUUAGUUGGAUUUGGCAUUGAUGCUGAAUCAGGCAAAUGGAUCGGCUCAUACUCCGGGAUUGGUGCCGGCAUUGACAGCUUCUUUGAAUAUGCCUUCAAAUCACAUGUUCUCCUUUCCGAAGGAGAACGUCCCCCCUUUGAUACUAAGAGUCCUUGGAAGAUACUGGAUGACUACUAUUUACCCUUGAAUGAGGGUCAGCAUUCCCCAGAUGCAUUCCUUCAGGUCUGGGAAGACUCGCACACCUCAAUCAACCGCCAUCUAUACCGAGGCGAGGGAUAUCAACAUCCCCAUCUGGUUGUGGGAGAUGUCAUCACCGGAGCUACGAGAGCCUUCUGGAUUGAUAGUCUGAGUGCAUACUAUCCCGGCUUACUUGCUCUGGAUGGAAAGCUGGAUGAGGCCAUCGAAAUUCAUCUUCUCACGACCGCAAUCUGGACGCGCUUCUCCGCUCUUCCUGAGCGGUGGAACGUGGCCACAGGUGAUAUAGAUAAUGGCCUUUCCUGGUACGGAGGUCGACCUGAGUUUAUCGAAUCCACCUACUACAUUUACCGGGCAACUCAAGAUCCCUGGUAUCUCCAUGUUGGAGAGAUGGUUCUCCGUGAUAUUAAGAGACGUUGCUGGACAAAAUGCGGAUGGGCAGGUUUGCGCAAUGUCCAAACCGGCGAAAUGAUUGAUCGUAUGGAAAGUUUCUUUCUCGGAGAAACUGCCAAGUACAUGUUUCUUCUUUUUACGCCUGAUCACCCACUGAACAAAAUCGAUGCUCCAUGGGUAUUCUCGACUGAGGGUCAUCCUUUGAUCAUCCCGAAAAAGACCAGGCCAAGUCAACCCCGUCGCCGUAAAGAUGUUGAUCCGUUCCAGCACACAGCUGACGACAUUUGCGUUGCCCCCCCUGCUCCGUCUACCUUUGGCGCAUCUUCCACUGCAUCAAGGUCUGAUAUCUUCCACGCUGCCAGUUUGGCUCGUUUACAUCUUCGACCUGAUCGCAGCACGGAUGAAGGUGCCAUUCUGGCAGGCUCACCCAAUCACCCGAGUGUAUCGGUAUCUGAUCUGUCAUCACCAAGCAAUUAUACGUUCUAUCCGUGGACACUUCCUCCGCAGCUUGUGCCACACAAUGCGACCAGUGCACCAAUGGCACUUCGUCCCACGCUUGACAUCUCGUUCCCGACGCUCCCCGGUGGUAUCAACAUGGGUCCAGGGGCCUUGGAGCGCGUACACGACGGCAUUUUGAUCAAAACUGUUGGAGGGCUUCGAUUGAGCAUGAUUCAAGAUGUUCCACUAGGAAAGAAUGCCAAGGGCAGAGAUGAUGACGGGUUCCGGGUACAGGUGAUCAACAAUGUCCCUCUAGGCAAAGAUGAGAAGGUAUACCUCUCGCGCCAGAUCACCUUUGACCUUGUCGACCCCUAUGAUCCCAAUUUCACCCGAGUCCGUGAUAACGCCGUUGUUGACCUUGUCAUUGACGUUCUUCCAGAGCCCCCUCGACGAAACAAUGGCUCAGCUCAUACAAGAUCUGACGAGCCUGCAGAAGAGCCUUCAGAAGAUUCAGAAGGCCCAGAGUCAUACGUCAGCCGUCAUAGACCCGUCGCCGACAACGAAAACCCCAGUGUCGAAUCCCCCAUGAAAACCAUGCUUUCAUCGCUAGUCAACUCGGUGUCUUCUCUUCUCCGUGACGAUCCCGUUGAAGCUACUCCGCUCCGCCUCAGCCUCCCGGGUACCCUUCCUACAGGCAUCGGAGCCGCUCCCCUCCCAGAAGUUGAGGAUGCCGUCAGCAUAUCCCUAACUGGCAACCCAUCCACCUCCCGACUCUCAUGGUCAUCAAUCCACUUCGCCGAUGACCUCUGUGACGAGCGUAUUCUCCGCGAUAUCGCUCAAACCCAUGAGGUCCUCGUUCUAAAACGAGGCGGCUGCACUUUCUCCCAGAAAAUGCGUAACAUCGCAGCUUACAGACAGUCACGCUCGUCUCUGAAACUCGUUGUCGUCGUAUCCUACGAUGAUGAGGUUCCUACCUCACAGGCUGAUUCUGAGGACGAAGCAUCCGAUAACUCGCAAUCGAAGCCUCUUUCCUCUCUCGCCGCUUUGCGUGCAGAACCAUACCUUAUUCGUCCCCAUCUCGAUGAGAACCAGAUGACUGCCAGCGGUAUCCCGCGCAACCACCUUAUUAGCAUGGUCAUGGUUGGUGGAGGUGACGAGACAUAUAACCUGUUACAAGCUGCUACUGGCGUUGGGGUUCGCAGACGAUACACGAUGCGAUCUCAGGGUGUCCCGAUCACCAAUUUGUAUAUUCUUUGA